Entelurus aequoreus (snake pipefish) is the source of this 1253-nucleotide messenger RNA. RefSeq names its product aquaporin-4. Lineage: Eukaryota; Metazoa; Chordata; Actinopteri; Syngnathiformes; Syngnathidae. The transcript has 6 exons. Gene Ontology annotation, molecular function: water channel activity. The record is from RefSeq and is a predicted model, not a curated record. Gene Ontology annotation, biological process: transmembrane transport. Bases 117 to 947 code for a protein of 276 amino acids. Gene Ontology annotation, cellular component: plasma membrane.
AGGACUCUCAGACGCUAACGAGGGAUGGAGUGACGACCCUGAGCGCCUCACAGCCCGACAGACGGACGCACCAGCGAAAGACGCUCCUGACGAGGCACUCUGUGGGUGUUGAAAGGAUGUGGCGUGAGGAGCUGCGCAGUCGUCAGUUCUGGAAGGCCAUGAUGGCGGAGCUGCUCGGCACGCUGGUGCUGGUGAGCGCCGUCUUGGGUGCAUCUGUGCCGGGGCCUGGACAGUCCCCUGUGGGACCCCUGUACCCAGCGGUGGCCCUCGGUGUGGUGAUCGUUGCACUGGGACACUGUUUUGGGGAAAUAAGCGGCGCGCAGGUGAACCCUGCAGUCACUCUGGCCCUGCUGGCCACACGGCGGCUGGAAGUCCUCAGAGCCGUCGUCUACAUCACAGCCCAAUGUUUGGGGGCUUGUUUGGGGGCCGGGGCCCUCUACCUGGCCUUGCCCCUAAAAAGCACCGCGGAUUUUUUUGUCAACAAGGUACCGAUUGAGUUGAAUGCAGCUCAGGCGCUCGGCAUUGAGGUCUUAUGCACCUUCCAGUUGGUCUUCACUGUCUUCUCAGUGGAGGACCAGCGACGAAGGGAAAGCUCAGAGCCAGGAAAUCUGGCUAUUGGACUGGCACACACUGCUGGAGUGAUGAUAGGGGCCCGGUUCUCUGGUGCUAGUAUGAACCCUGCACGGUCUCUGGGUCCUGCCAUUAUCACAGGAUUCUGGGAGAACCAUUGGGUGUACUGGAUCGGACCAGUGCUGGGAGCGAUGCUGGCCGGUGUGUCUCAUGAGUUUUUCUUUGCACAAAGUGCCCCCCGCCAGAAGCUGGUGGCAUGUCUGACCUGUAAGGACAUCGAGAUUGUGGAGACGGCCAGCAUGACCGGCUCAUCUUUAUCCACAGUCACCCAGAACGCCACCAGAGCCAAGCAGGCCCACAAACAAGACAACAACUGAGCUCCCGACUGAUGCAGCUUCAAUGUGUCGCGCUAGUGAAGGUUUAGACAACAUUGUGCGACUGUCCACAUUUGCAUAUGGUUAGAACGACAUGUUGCGGCCUCAUUGAACAACAAUCCCACGCUCGCUUUGUUGUGUUUUGUAGCAUCCUGAAGCUUUGAAAUGCUAAAUAGCCUCAAUGAUGCUCUUAUUAGCAUUUUUGUCUUCUCUGAAGUCUUUUGUUCACAAUCAAAUAGAGCAGACCACUAAUGGCUGCACAUUCACUGAACAUAAGCCCUAUGUAGUUACUGAUAUAUUUGCAGUUUA